AUGGAAUUUAGACAGCCAGGAAAUAUUAUUGUUCAAAGUAGUUCCGCCGUCAGGACGUUAAGCAAUGUGAAUAGGCUAUCUAUUGAACAACAACAGAUUAAUGAAAGGGCACAGUCGCUAUUACAGCGUAACAGAGAGCGUCGAAAGCUGCUAGUAAAGCAGCAAGGAGGAAGUUUAUACGAUGGAGUACGAGAGCAUCCUUAUAUGAGCUCUCAGGCGGAUAGGUACUUGCCAAAAGAACCGUUACAGCUGAAGCACCAAGAGAUUGUUAAGCGGAGAAGAAGAAGAGUAAACAAUAUAGCCAGUAAAACGCACAAAAAAUAUACCCCCAGUGAGUUGGCGCUCAUCGAAAUAAGAAAGUAUCAGCGAUCCACGGAAUUGUUAAUAUCAAAGAUUCCAUUUGCAAGAUUAGUCAAAGAGGUCACAGAUCAGUUCACCGCGGAAGAACAGCAACUGCGUUGGCAAUCUAUGGCAAUUCUCGCCUUACAAGAGGCUAGCGAAGCUUAUUUGGUUGGACUUAUGGAGCACACGAAUUUAUUAGCAUUGCACGCCAAAAGGAUAACAAUAAUGCGGAAGGACAUGCAAUUAGCAAGGAGGAUCAGGGGCCAGUUUCUUUGA
Zygotorulaspora mrakii is the source of this 618-nucleotide messenger RNA. RefSeq names its product centromeric DNA-binding histone H3-like protein CSE4 (gene CSE4). Gene Ontology annotation, biological process: rRNA transcription. Gene Ontology annotation, molecular function: DNA binding; structural constituent of chromatin; protein heterodimerization activity. The transcript has a single exon. Gene Ontology annotation, cellular component: nucleosome. The record is from RefSeq and is a predicted model, not a curated record. NCBI's taxonomy places the organism in Eukaryota, Fungi, Ascomycota, Saccharomycetes, Saccharomycetales, Saccharomycetaceae. Bases 1 to 618 code for a protein of 205 amino acids.